AUGCCCAACGGGUUCAGUGUAAAUCGUAGGACGAUCGACGUCGAGGCCGGCCAGCUUCCGCCACCCGCAACCAAGCUCAUCAUCACUCAGAUUCUCCAGGCCAGUCAGGACCCUCCAUACUGGGCGUGGAUCAUCGUGGGGGCGUUUUACGACAGCGAAGGCCGCACCCUUUGGAGCACAGAGCUGUUUGCCGCUCACCUUGACAUUCAGUUUGAGUCGGACGAGGCGCAAGUCUCCGCGGCGGAGGAGGCGGAGACGGGAACUGCGCUUGAACCUGAACCGGAUCGUUUCGUUCCGUUUCCUUUUUACACGCUCUCGCCAACCAUGUCUGGCGGAUGGAACCCGCUGACCGGCCGCGACUCCGGCUCCGGCCGGCCGGCCUUUGCUCCGUACGGAGCCCCUCAAGUAGCCCAAGGCCAAGCAUACAUUCCUCAUGCUGGCGGACCUGGCUACACCUAUGGUACAGUGCCUCAGACCAGCGCGUGGCCUCACUCGGCUUACGGAUACUACCCUCUAGGCGCCGCUCAGGGCGUUCCCCAAUAUGCCGCGCCCAGCGCCGGCUACCCCCCUUACCAAGGACCUGCUGCGGGCUUCUACACGCAGCAGAGCUUCGCCUACCAGCCCAACGGCACGGGCAACAUGCUCCCCCGCCAGCCCCAGCCGUACCCCAACAUAGACCCCACCAUGCCGGCCGCCCAGAUGACCAACACGACGGGCGGCACGGGCUGCGAGCCGGGCUACAACUACUUCUUCCCGGCGGAGCACACCAAGGCGCACGUCUUCAAGACGAACACGCCGCCGUGGCAGCUGCCGUCGACGGCCCAGAUCCCCUUCAAGGCGGCGCACAUACCGUGCAACACGACCAUGGCGGAGCUGCUCAAGGGCUUCGGGUGCACCAACGCGACGCCCAAGAAGAACCGGUGCUUCGAGGUCGUCAGCGGCGGCGGCGGCAAGUGGUACAAGGGGCUCGAGGUCAACGGCGCGGACAAGGACAUGCUGAGGAAGACGAUCAAGGACGUGGGAUGGGACUCGACGAGGACGGGGAAUCCGAAUGAGAAGCCCGUGGUGUGUUUGUGGUUUUGCAGGGACUGA
Messenger RNA from Trichoderma citrinoviride, 1092 nucleotides. RefSeq lists its product as hypothetical. The record is from RefSeq and is a predicted model, not a curated record. The transcript has 2 exons. Lineage: Eukaryota; Fungi; Ascomycota; Sordariomycetes; Hypocreales; Hypocreaceae. The coding region runs from base 1 to 1092 and encodes 363 amino acids.